AUGAUGGAGCCCCGCGCCGCCGGCAACUCGGAGGCGAUCCGCCUGGCGCAGGCCUCGGACUGGAAGGGACUGCAGCGCCUCUUGGAGCGAGACCCCGCCGUGGCCGAGCAGCGCGGCGACCACGGCAUGCUGCCCAUCCACUGGGCCUGCACCGUGCGCCGCGUGCCGCUGUCGCUCGUGGCCAAGCUGCUGCAGGCAUAUCCGGACGGCGUGCGAGCCAAGAACGCCGGCGAGCUGCUGCCGCUGCACAUCGCCAUCCGCGCGGGCGUGCAGGCCUCGUGUCUGCGCAAGAUCGUGCGCGCGUACCCGGAGGCCGUGACCGAGCCGACGCCCGACGGCGUCACGGCGCUGGAGCUCGCCGAGGAGAGCGGACUCGACGCUGACAGCUUGAAGGUGCUGCACCGUGCGCACGAGCGCAGCAGCAUCCUCCAGCAGCAGAACGACGACGACCGUAGCUCCGUUGAGGCUGAAACGGCAAACUUUGACCCGAAACGAGAGCUCAGUGGCCAGGAAGAAGGAGAAGCGUCCGGGGUCAGGAGGCCGGAAGACGACGAAGAAGACAAGGCGUGGAGCGAUCCGGUUGUGCCGGAGCCCUACGUGGGCAACGUGGGCUUCAUAGGGCUCCUACAUAUGGGCGACGACGGAGAUCUUGACGCUACGGGGAUGUCGGUGCUGGAGGCGGAAGACAGUUUUAGCAUGAUGAGCGAGCAGUCGCUCAGCGACGUGGACGGCCUGGACUCGCCGCACGACCAUCUCGUGUCGCCUUCUUCAACCAGCACCUGCAGCCAAGACGACCCACGCACACCGACAAGCUCGCGGUCGUCGUUUGACGCACACCUGCGCACCGCCAGUCGUCGCAGCCUCGGAGGAUUUCAAAAUCAGAAUCAGGAAGAAAUGAGUCGUCAGCAGCAACAGACGCGUUUGGUCCGAACGGCGUCAGUGCUCGCUCAACUGCAAAGCGAUGGCGUCUUCACCGAGCACGAGCUGCGGACCAUGGUCUCAGCGAUGAGCGCCAAUGCUGCCAUGAGCAACGCUGAAGAAGGAGCGUCGACUCGGAGCCACAGUCGCCAGAUGUCGCUGCCGGUCAUGCCCAGCUACGAAAACCUUCGUCAGACCUCCGGCUCCCAGUUCUACGAUGAAGCGGAUGACGAGGAUGAGAACGAUGAGAACGACAAUGGAUCUUCAAGGGACAGCACGAGCACCGCUGGUGGUGCUACUAGUGCCCAAGUUAACCCUCGAGGUCGACUGUUCCAGUCGGUGCAGGAGCCAAUGCAAACGCGCCACUCGACCAUCCCCGGUGGGUCUCAGCGAGGCUCACCACCACUGUUCCGGAGGUCGCAUCGUCGUGCUUCACACGGAGGAUCUCACAGUCGUGGCCAUUUCGACCCUCCCCCGGAGUGGAAGCACGACGGCGAGUGCUCGAUCUGCCGCGCGAGCUUCGGCAUGUUCAAGCACCGCCACCACUGCCGCAAUUGCGGUAAGUCCAUCUGCAGCCAACACAGUGCAGACAAAAAGAUAUCGAUGGAGGCCAAGGGAUUCACUACUCCGCAGCGCGUGUGCGUCACCUGCUACGCCAUGAUCACGCACACCCGCUCGCUGAAGCAUGAGCUGGAAGCCGACGAAACGGCCCGUGAAGGCUCAUUGCUAAACUCCUCCGGUUUUCAGCAGCAACACUACGCACACACUACGGGCAACAACGACCGUCGUACUUCAGCCGUUGCCUUGUUCCCGUCUGCGACGACACCGGGGCCGAGCCGAAACACCGCGCUUGGAGGUUCAAGGAGCCCUACCACCAGCGCCGCCGGUGGGAGCCCCACCACGUCGCCGACAACUGGUCGCAGAGCUGCCUCCCGGAAGUCCAGCAUCCUCGCUGCGGGCGAAGCAACGGGCGGGGCUGGGGAACGCGCGACCACUUCGAACCACGCGGCUGGACUGAGCGGGGCCCCGUCCUCGCCGGUACACGAGCUGCGCGCGUUGUUGGCGUCGCAGCAGAAACAGAUCGAGCAGCUCGCGCAGAGCAACAUGCAGAUGCAGCAGCAGCUACUCGAGCAGGAAGAGCUCAAGGCCGAGACGACGCUGCUCAUCACGCAGUUGAUGACUCGGGUGUCGGUGUUGGAGUUGCAGAAGGACCGCAGCUUCCGCAACAGCAAGCGCCGGAGCGCCGAGACGGGCGAGAGCGAGGACGAGGACGAGGAGUUCCCUCAAGACGACGCCACUUCCUUCGAGCGGUAG
Messenger RNA from Phytophthora sojae, 2232 nucleotides. RefSeq lists its product as hypothetical. Gene Ontology annotation, cellular component: ESCRT-0 complex. Gene Ontology annotation, molecular function: ubiquitin binding; phosphatidylinositol-3-phosphate binding; metal ion binding. The transcript has a single exon. The record is from RefSeq and is a predicted model, not a curated record. Gene Ontology annotation, biological process: protein transport to vacuole involved in ubiquitin-dependent protein catabolic process via the multivesicular body sorting pathway; protein targeting to vacuole. Lineage: Eukaryota; Oomycota; Peronosporomycetes; Peronosporales; Peronosporaceae. Bases 1 to 2232 code for a protein of 743 amino acids.